AUGAUAAAUGCAAUCCAGAACAGAUGGACCGGGACAAUCAAACCACAGUAACAGAGUUCAUCCUCCUGGGACUGACAGAUCAUCCACAGUUGCGGGUCUUCCUCUUUGUGCUGUUCUUUAUGAUCUAUGUCACCACCCUGGUAGGGAAUUUUGGGAUGAUCACAGUGAUCAGAGUCAAUCCCCAGCUUCACACUCCCAUGUAUUUUUUCCUUAGUAACUUGUCUAUCCUUGAUCUCUUCUACUCUUCAGUCUCUGCUCCCAGGUUACUGAUUGAUUUCUUAAUGGAGAGAAAAAACAUUUCUUAUGGUGCAUGUAUUGCUCAGUUUUACUUUUUUGCUCUUUUAGUGGCCACAGAAGCAUUUCUGCUGGCUGGGAUGGCAUAUGAUCGUUAUGUAGCCAUUUUUAAUCCUCUGCUCUAUACUGUUGCUAUGCCCAGGAGAGUCUGUAUACAGCUGGUUGCUGGAUCCUACAUUGGAGGGCUCACAAACUCACUGGUACACACUUGUGGAUUACUGGGACUGCCAUUCUGUGGGCCUAAUGUCAUCAAGCAUUUCUUCUGUGAUCUUCCUCCAUUGCUGGAACUUGCCUGUUCUGACACCUACAAAAAUGAGACUCUGCUCUUAGUCUUCUCUGGAGCUAUAUCUGCCUUCUCCCUCUCAAUGAUCAUCAUCUCUUAUCUGUACAUCCUGUCUGCCAUCCUGAGGAUCCGUUCUGCUGAGGGUAGGCAUAAAGCCUUCUCCACUUGUACCUCCCAUUUAACAGCUGUCAGUGUAUUCUAUGGGUCCAUUACUUUUAGUUACCUUCAACCCAGUUCCAGCUACUCACUGGAGCAGGAAAAAGUCUCUUCUGUGUUUUAUUCCCUUGUGGUCCCUAUGCUGAACCCCCUCAUCUACAGCCUGAGGAACAAAGAGGUGAAGGAUACCCUAAGAAGGUCAAUAGCUGGGAAAAAAAUAUUUUAAAUAAUUGGAUUCUGGGGCUGAAUUUGAG
Alligator mississippiensis (American alligator) is the source of this 987-nucleotide messenger RNA. Its product is annotated as olfactory receptor 1052-like. Gene Ontology annotation, cellular component: membrane. NCBI's taxonomy places the organism in Eukaryota, Metazoa, Chordata, Crocodylia, Alligatoridae. The transcript has a single exon. Bases 24 to 959 code for a protein of 311 amino acids. Gene Ontology annotation, biological process: G protein-coupled receptor signaling pathway; sensory perception of smell. Gene Ontology annotation, molecular function: G protein-coupled receptor activity; olfactory receptor activity; odorant binding. The record is from RefSeq and is a predicted model, not a curated record.